Chrysochloris asiatica (Cape golden mole) is the source of this 1872-nucleotide messenger RNA. It is a transcript of the gene BEST1, whose product is annotated as bestrophin 1. Lineage: Eukaryota; Metazoa; Chordata; Mammalia; Afrosoricida; Chrysochloridae. The transcript is spliced from 9 exons. Bases 1 to 1872 code for a protein of 623 amino acids. The record is from RefSeq and is a predicted model, not a curated record. Gene Ontology annotation, molecular function: chloride channel activity.
AUGACCGUCACCUACACAAGCAAAGUGGCCAAUGCUCAGUUAGGCUCCUUCUCCCGCCUGCUGCUGUGCUGGAGAGGCAGCAUCUACAAGUUGCUUUAUGGCGAGUUCAUCAUCUUCCUGGCCUGCUACUACUCCAUCCGCCUCAUCUACAGGCUGGCCCUCAAUAGUGAUCAGCAGCUGCAGUUUGAGAAGCUGGCUUUGUACUGCGACAGUUCGAUCCAGCUUAUCCCCAUUUCCUUCGUGUUGGGCUUCUACGUGACGCUGGUGGUGACUCGAUGGUGGAAUCAGUACGAGAGUCUGCCGUGGCCCGACCGCCUCAUGAACCUGGUGUCGAGCGUGGUCGAGGGCAAGGACGAGCACGGGCGGCUGCUGCGGCGCACACUCAUCCGCUACGCCAACCUGGCCAACGUACUCAUCCUGCGCAGCAUCAGCGCUGCGGUGUACAAGCGCUUCCCCAGCACUUUGCAUUUGGUGCAAGCAGGCUUUAUGACCCGUGCCGAACACAAACUCUUUGAGAACCUUGAAGGACCACACAACAAAUUCUGGGUGCCCUGGGUGUGGUUCACCAACCUGUCAGUGAAGGCCUGGAAGGGUGGUCGGAUCCGAGACACUGUGCUGCUCCAGAGCCUUCUGAAAGAGGUAAACACCUUACGAACUCAUUGUGGACGACUCUAUGCUUAUGACUGGAUCAGUGUUCCGCUGGUCUACACUCAGGUGGUGACUGUGGCUGUCUACAGUUUCUUUGUGGCCUGCCUGAUUGGGCGACAAUUUCUAGACUCAACCAAGGCCUACCCUGGCCAUGAGCUGGACCUGUUUGUACCUGUCUUCACAUUCCUGCAGUUUUUCUUCUAUGCAGGCUGGCUGAAGGUGGCCGAGCAGCUCAUCAACCCAUUUGGAGAGGAUGACGAUGACUUUGAGACCAACUGGAUUGUUGACAGGAGCUUUCAGGUAUCCCUGUUGGCUGUGGACGAGAUGCACCAGAACCUGCCGCCGCUGGAGCGGGACAUAUAUUGGAACGAUCGGAACCCACAUCCCCCCUACACAGCCGCUUCUGCCCAGUCCCGAAGACCCUCCUUCUUUGGCUCCGCCUACGACAUCAGCAUGGACGAAGAAGAUAUGGAGUUUCAGCCCAAUAACAAGAGUGAGGAGGAGGGGGAGAGCAGCGGGCCCACCGGCAUCAUUGGCCGCUUCCUAGGGCUGCAGUCCCAUGAACAGCCCACCAAGAUGAACUCAAAGACCCACCUCCUAACGCAUAGGAGAAAUUCUCUUCCAUACAAGGCGGGUCAUGCUAAGCAUCAGUUCAAUGACCACAGGGGAGGCCUGAUGGUCCCAGAAAGCCCUCAGUACCAUGGGGACCAGGAGGACAGCAAAGUCUGGAAGCUGAAGACGGAUGAUUUCAAGUCCAGCCCACAGUAUGACAGGUCUGGUUACCACGGUGCCCCAGAGAUGUCCCUCAGCCAUAAUCCCAUGGUCUUCCCACCAGAAUCGUCAAUGCCCUCAAGGCUCGACAACCUUACAGACCAAGACAUGGCUAUCAGAGGCCAGAGCCUAAACCCGCAGGCUCAUGGGGCCAAGAAUAGUUUUGAAUUGCUCCCCGAGCAGGUCUCAGCCUUCAAGGAGCACCCAGAAGUAAGUAAUGAGAAGAGGAAAAUUGUAGAGUUUAACCUGGCAGAUAUGCCGGAUGCCCCUGAAAAUCAUCCCGGCAAUGUGCACACUCAGCUCAGAGACCACGGAGAUCCCUACUUGGACUUGGAGAACAGGUCUGUCCCUGGGCACUGCCCUCCCCUCUUCCUACACAUAGCUCUUCCAUUCAUCAGACUAGAGAGCCCUAUGCCUAACACUGGCUUGGGGUGUGCAACUAGCACCCUAUAG